Octopus sinensis (East Asian common octopus) is the source of this 2574-nucleotide messenger RNA. RefSeq names its product transmembrane protein 209. The record is from RefSeq and is a predicted model, not a curated record. The coding region runs from base 136 to 1866 and encodes 576 amino acids. Gene Ontology annotation, cellular component: membrane. Lineage: Eukaryota; Metazoa; Mollusca; Cephalopoda; Octopoda; Octopodidae. The transcript is spliced from 16 exons.
AUCGAUUAUAUAAAGUCAAUCACUUUCCGCGUGAAUCGGGGUUAAGUUAUUCACUCCGUAACACCACUUCCUGUUGCCGCUCAACACGCGGGUGAUUCUAAUGCGAUGACAGUUAAUUAAUUAAGGACCCCAGAAAUGGUAAGAACAAUUGCCACUCCCUUUAUUAAUGCAGUCUUAAGGAAGCAGAAACUAUGGAGAUACUCACAGAAUUCCCUGUUUUGGGCUGCUUUCAAUCUCCUGCUGGCCUUCAUUCUCUAUAUUGAUAUACGUUACUUUGCCAUACAACAAUAUUUUGAAGUUUCUUAUCCUAAUUUAUGGUAUGCAGAAUCUGUCUUUUUUUUGCUGUUCUGUCUGAAUACCCUGGUGGACUUAGUCUGUUGGAUGUGGCCCUAUAUUCUGGGUAGCCAGAUAGAGCUAACACCAAAACAGAAGACUUUGCUUGGAGUUAAUGACACAGAUCCUGGAUUCAAAAUCUCUCCUUUGAAACCAAACGUGUCAUCGUCAACUCCAACCAAACUGAUGUUUAAUUGCAGUGGCUCGUCCCAGCCCCACAGCUAUUCGGGGAGUCACACCCCACCUGGUGCUGGCUCAUCAAUAUAUUACACACCCGGUUCUGGUAGUAAGUCUUCUCACAGUCCUCCUGGUUCAUCUCCAAGGUACCACAGCCCCAUGUCCAGUACUUACUCUAGUCACACCCCUAAUGUCAGUUCCGGUUCGUUACACUACAGUUAUUCCAGCAAUCACUCAUCACCAACCUACUGGUCAUCAGACAGUGCAAACGACAGUUUAAACACUUCCUAUCGUCUUAACGAUUCAUCACGCUAUGAUUCACCGAACCAAAGUGGUCUGAGAGCAAGACAUGUCACAUCUUUAGAAAUUUCUGAUAAUCCGUUUGAACAAAUCACUGACUUGAAGGCAUUGAGUCAAUAUUUACGAGAAGAAGAACAAAAAGAGAACAGAAGUCAACUGAGUUCUCCAGAGACCCUGUCCAGUAGCAGCACAUCAUUCUGGAACUACGGCCGCUCAGCCAGCGACAGUACCUGUGUUCUACGUAAAUACCAGUACCAGGUGGCCGCUCGUACUCCACAGUCUUCGACCACCACCAGAGACACAACCCAAGAUGUUUUUUCCUACACUGGUAAUGAGGUGUGGAACCGGUUUUCUGUGAGUGAAGCAAAUCUUUAUCUCUGGACAGAACGAAUACGAAAGUGGGUAGCGCUGACCAUUGUAGCUAAACUGGCCAAAGAAAUCCCCAGUAUUAACAACUGCUUGAAAAGAAUUGGUAGUGAAGAUAAUUUAAUUGGAGAAGUAAGCAUUGCCAACCUGAAACAAGUUGUACUGACCAAAGGAUCUCUUGUACCAACCUUGAAUUCUGUAAUUCCAUUCCUGGAUUUGACCUCGAAUCAGGAAUAUCUUGUUAAAAGAAUAUAUGAGCUUGGCAAAGAUGGUUGCAUGAGUGAGUUCUGCUGGAAUCAGGGAGGUCAUUAUGGCAAAGAGUGGGGGGAGCAUUUACCAAAUGAUGCUUCGCUUGUCAUGCAUCUCUUUUGCACAUAUAUGGACUCUCGGCUUCCUGUUCAUCCAAAAUUUCCAGACCAGCGUACCUUCAGUUCGCAGUAUUUCAUGAAAACCCCAAACAAGCCUGAUCUCACCAAAAAGUCCAAUUUUUACAUCUACCAAACAAACAUUAAUCCACCUCAUUUCCAGGUGACCAUUGGAGAACAUGUUUAUAAUUUACCAAAGGGUAGGAAUAACAUGUUCCACGCUCUACUCUUGUUCCUCUAUCACAUCAAAGCAAAGGAACAUGGAAUGCUAGGGAGAGUCAACUUAGGAUUGUCUGGUGUGAAUAUAAUGUGGAUCUUUAAUUGAAGCACCGUAUCACCCAUCACCUUCCUUGCUGGAUGUUCCUACCUGGGACUGAACUCACGACUCAGGUGCAUUUACAUCAUCACAAUGUGGCACACCUGUGUACAAGAAAUACUUCUCACUGCUUCUGUCUUCCAAAGAACCAAUAUCAAUUUUUUUGACUUUUCUCUCUCUCUUCAUUUAUAUAUUGGGUUGGCUAAAACGUCUAUUUUGGGGGUUUUUAAAGCAAAAAUCAGACACAAAUUUUAAACAAAAUGUGUUAUGUUCUACGAAUGAUAUAAUUACCAUUUCGUUCCAGAAUCCUUCUGCCAUCUGGUGGGCUGAUCCAUUAUUUCUUGCUCAAAGAAUUUCCUGUCUUUACUGGCAAAAGUUCUUACACCCUCUUCAGGGAAUUUCAAAGAGGGUGAAACAGAGGCGGGUGGAGAUCUGAAGGACCAAGGGUGGGCGAAUGUGGAGGGAGUGACAAAAUUUCUCAGCCAAUCCCCAGUAGCUUCUAUUUCAUCUGCAAAGAAGUGUGAAAACCGAGUUUGGUGCUUCAUGCAUUUCUAUACAAGAUGCCAGAGUGGAUUGUGGAUGCCACUAAAGAGCCCAAAUUUGGUGUCACACUUUAUUGUGCCUCCCUUAUAAAUAUCUAUGUAUGUAUGUGUGUUUGUGUGUAUGUGUGUUUGUGUAUGUAUGUAUGUAUGUAUGUAUAUAUGUAUGUAUAUAUGU